AAAAAAAGCUCUGUUCAUUUUGCUUCUACACAAAGGCAUCUUUCUCAUCCCACCAAAACAGAAUACCCAAUUGACAGUUUUGAGUUCUGACUACUACCCAUCAUUGCAUUGGAGUUGCAGAGAGCUAGCUGUGGCAAAUAAAAUAAGUAGAGCUAAUUUUUUCUGGGUUUUGAUUCAAGAAGCUGAAGAAGAAGCAGAACCAUAAUCAAGCACUUAAUUUACAUGCAGAGCAGACAGAGCAAUUACUCCAAAUCCCAUUGAAGGCGCUCUCCAGAGGAAAGUCAAUGAUUCCGGAUUCAACAUGAUUCAUUUCCUCAUCCAGACUCUUCUGAUUCUCCUCCUCACUGCUUCAAUAGCCAAAUCCCAGAACUGCACAACCACAUGCGGAUCCAAGUCGGUUCAGUACCCGUUCGGAUUCUCCGACGGCUGCAAAAUCCGAUUGAACUGCUCCGACCCGCAUAUCUCGAUCGGCAACUUCACAGUCCAAAACAUAACCUCCACCAGCAUCUUCCUCAAUCUCCCCGCAAAAUGUAAAAGACCGGUCAGGUCUAUGAUAGAGCUAUUCGGCCCAAACUUCGGCCCAACUUGGAACAACAGCUUGCUCUUCCAGCACUGCCCCAACUCCCAAAACGGCUGCUACAUUCCGGCGGCUUUUGUUGAAAAGCAGUUCGCUUUGGAGAGCUGUAAAGGCAACAACGAUAGUAUCAGCUGUUUCGCCGAGGAGAGGAGUAACAGUUCAGAGAUUGUUGAGUACGAUUACUUAAGUAAGAAGAAUUGUAAGUACUUGUUCGGUUCGAUUGCGGUUCGUUCAGGUGAUCAGAACUCGCCGCUGUCGUUGGAGUUUGAGACGAUCCAGUUGGGGUGGUGGGUUAACGGGUCCUCCUGUGAAUGCGCUGCCAAUGCCACGUGUACGCAUGUUGAGCUUCCCGGGGUGAAUCCCCAGGGGUUCCGCUGCCAGUGUUUGGAAGGAUUUCACGGCGACGGGUUCAGAAAGGGGUCGGGUUGCCGGAGAGUUUCUGAAUGCAAUGCUUCAGGGUACAUGUCUGGACGUUGUGGGGGCAGAGUCGGUAUUCUUAUUGCAGGGGUUAUUGCUGGAGCUUUAUUAAUGGCUGGUCUAGUUAUUAUCUGUUACUAUCUUCGAAAGCGUUCCACUUGCUUAAAAAACCAGCUGAGUGCAAGGCGCCUUCUAUCUGAAGCUGCAGGCAACUCCAGUGUUCCAUUAUAUCCGUAUAAAGAAAUAGAGAGAGCUACUAAUUGCUUUGCCGAGAAACAAAGGUUGGGCACAGGGGCCUUUGGUACAGUUUAUGCAGGAAAACUCCACAAUGAUGAGUGGGUUGCGAUCAAAAAGAUUAAAUACCGAGACUCUAACAGUAUUGACCAAGUGAUGAAUGAGAUCAAGCUCCUCUCCUCUGUGAGCCACCCCAACCUAGUGAGACUCUUAGGUUGCUGCAUAGAGGGAGGCGAACAAAUACUAGUAUAUGAAUAUAUGCCUAAUGGAACGCUAUCUGAACAUCUACAAAGAGAGAGGGGAAAAGGACUUCCGUGGACCAUAAGGCUUACAAUUGCUUCUGAAACUGCCAAUGCUAUAGCCUAUCUCCAUUCUGAGAUGAAUCCACCAAUUUAUCAUAGAGAUAUCAAAUCCAGCAACAUACUUUUGGACUACAACUACAAUUCAAAGGUAGCAGAUUUCGGUCUUUCCAGACUUGGAAUGACAGAAACAUCAUGCAUAUCAACAGCUCCACAAGGAACUCCAGGCUACGUGGAUCCUCAGUACCAUCAAAACUUCCACCUUUCCGAUAGAAGUGAUGUUUACAGCUUCGGGGUUGUUUUAGUAGAGAUAAUAACCGCAAUGAAGGUGGUUGAUUUUGCUAGACCUCAAACCGAGAUCAAUUUGGCUGCACUUGCUAUUGAUAGAAUAGGGAAAGGAUGUGUGGAUGAGAUGGUUGAUCCUUUUCUCGAACCAAAUAGGGAUGCUUGGACUCUUUACUCCAUUAACAAGGUAGCCGAGCUUGCAUUCAGAUGCCUUGCCUUUCACAGUGAGAUGAGGCCUUCUAUGACAGAAGUUGCGGAAGAACUAGAGUAUGUCAGGCGCAGUGGGUGGGCAACAAUGGAGGAGAAUGUAGGCACAACAUCCUCAGUGGCAUCCUCUUGUUCAUCACCGUAUAAUGGAAGUGAGAAGUCAUUUGGUGGUGUGACGGCUAAGCAGACCAGUAUACGAAGCCAGAGAUCAAUCGCAUCGCUAAGGGUAGACAGUUCCCUAACUCCAAUGAUUGAGGAGAAGGAUAGCUCUCCUGUUUCUGUACAUGAUCCUUGGUUAAGUGAACAGAGUUCACCUUCAACAAACAGCUUAUUGGGUAAUGUAGUUCAGUGAGAAACAACUACUCUUCUUGUGUGCUUAGCCCCAUAUAUGUUUAUAGUGAAAACCAGUCUACCCAUUGCUGUCUAUAACUCUAUAUAUUCCUUACAGAGUUACAGUGUGUCGUUGUUUUCCUAAUUACUGCUGGAAUGCACCACAGAAAAUUGCAUGUAUACAAAGAUAAGUUUACACCAAUCCUAAAUCACAUCUAUGUUUGUAGUCA
This is a messenger RNA of Fragaria vesca subsp. vesca, 2579 nucleotides long. Its product is annotated as wall-associated receptor kinase-like 14-like. The record is from RefSeq and is a predicted model, not a curated record. Bases 302 to 2371 code for a protein of 689 amino acids. Lineage: Eukaryota; Viridiplantae; Streptophyta; Magnoliopsida; Rosales; Rosaceae. The transcript is spliced from 4 exons. Gene Ontology annotation, molecular function: protein kinase activity; ATP binding. Gene Ontology annotation, biological process: protein phosphorylation.